This is a messenger RNA of Ostrinia nubilalis (European corn borer), 1306 nucleotides long. It is a transcript of the gene Fen1, whose product is annotated as flap endonuclease 1. Bases 124 to 1260 code for a protein of 378 amino acids. NCBI's taxonomy places the organism in Eukaryota, Metazoa, Arthropoda, Insecta, Lepidoptera, Crambidae. Gene Ontology annotation, molecular function: 5'-3' exonuclease activity; 5'-flap endonuclease activity; magnesium ion binding. The record is from RefSeq and is a predicted model, not a curated record. Gene Ontology annotation, cellular component: nucleus. The transcript is spliced from 8 exons.
CUUGUGUCAAAAAUCUCCCGCCAAAUUCCUCUGUUCUGUUGCUGUUGUACAGCUUGGGCUUUUAUGUUUUAAUUUGUAAAGAAAACAAGUUAUUGGUUUAAUUGUUACUGAUAAAUCUUCAGAAUGGGUAUUUUAGGUUUAUCUAAGUUAAUAGCGGACAUAGCUCCUCAGGCUGUGAAAGAAAUGGAAAUUAAAAAUUAUUUUGGAAGAAAAAUUGCGAUUGAUGCGUCCAUGAGCUUGUACCAGUUCCUGAUUGCUGUCAGAAGUGAAGGGUCACAACUGAUCGCAGCAGAUGGAGAGACCACGUCUCAUCUCAUGGGCACAUUCUACCGCACAAUCCGGCUCGUAGAGAACGGUAUCAAGCCAGUGUACGUGUUUGACGGGAAGCCACCUCAGCUGAAGUCUCACCAGCUGGACAAGAGAGCAGAGAGACGUGAGGAGGCAGAGAAGGAACUGCUGAAGGCUACGGAAGCUGGCGAUCAGGUCUCCAUCGAGAAGUUCAAUCGUCGUCUGGUGAGGGUCACGAAGAAACACGGCGAAGAAGCGAGGGAGCUCCUCAAGUUAAUGGGCGUGCCGGUUGUGGAGGCGCCGUGCGAGGCCGAGGCGCAGUGCGCGGCCCUGGUAAAAGCAGGCAAAGUUUACGGCGCGGCCACAGAGGAUAUGGACGCGCUAUCUUUCGGAGCGACUGUCCUGUUACGACACAUGACCUUCUCCGAAGCACGCAAGAUGCCCGUACAAGAGUUCCAUCUGGACAAAGUGCUGGAUGGAUUGGGAUUGAAACAGAACGAGUUCAUAGACCUAUGCAUCCUUCUCGGCUGCGACUACUGCGGCUCCAUCCGCGGGAUCGGUCCCAAGCGCGCCGUCGAGCUCAUCCGCCAGCACCGCUCCCUGGAGCAAGUGCUGAAGAACAUCGACACGAGCAAGUACCCGCCGCCGGAAGACUGGGACUUCGAGGGCGCCCGGAGACUGUUCGUGGAGCCCGAGGUCGCCGACCCCAGCGGGAUUGAGCUGAAAUGGACAGACCCGGACGAAGAAGGAUUAGUAAAGUACCUCUGCGGCGACAAGCAGUUCAACGAGGAUCGCGUGAGAGCGGGCGCCAAGAAACUGCUCAAGGCUCGCUCCGGCACCACGCAAGGCCGCCUCGAUGGGUUCUUUAAGGUACUAUCAACGACACCAAACCCCAAAAGAAAAGCGGAGGAAGAGAAAAAGAACGCCAACAAGAAAGUCAAAAUGGGAGGUCGAGGACGGAAGCCCAAAUAACUAUAGAGUAAGCUAUUUUCAACCUUAAUGCGCGGCCUUAAGGUCA